Electrophorus electricus (electric eel) is the source of this 1892-nucleotide messenger RNA. Its product is annotated as ephrin-B1-like. Gene Ontology annotation, molecular function: ephrin receptor binding. NCBI's taxonomy places the organism in Eukaryota, Metazoa, Chordata, Actinopteri, Gymnotiformes, Gymnotidae. The record is from RefSeq and is a predicted model, not a curated record. Gene Ontology annotation, cellular component: plasma membrane. Gene Ontology annotation, biological process: ephrin receptor signaling pathway; axon guidance.
UUCGGGAGCAUCAAAUUACAGUAGCAGUUUUGCGCGAGGAGUGGCGCAAUCUACGAGAUCCCAGUAAUGCGUGCUGACUGGGAACACUUUACACACGGGGAGGGACGAGCGCGACGGGGCGAAGAACUCCUACUUUUUUCCGGAGCCCCCUGCAUGGCGAUUUGGAAGUUGCAGGCGUUCUCAUCAGCCUUUGAGUGAAUGAACCUGCGGCUGCUGACCGUUGUCAACACUCGGAUACAGAGUUUGAAGUCUCACGUUGUACGAGGAGAUGACCGCGAGGAAGCAGUACUACUGAAAACAUUUACCCAGGAACUGUGCUGCGUCGAGAAAACAGCACACAAGGAGCAGUCGUUCCUAGACGAAGUACCUUGAGUUGCAAUACGUAAAAUGAGUUCCGAUGAAUUAUUUGGACGUAUGGACAAACCAGUUAUUUGUGAUGUAUAGCAGCGACAGCUCGAAAUCCAAUUUUUCUAAUAAGGAGCCGUGAGAACAGUGGGCAGAACGAUUCUGCGGGGUUAUUUAAUCUUUGAAUAUUAGACCGGCAAUUCCUAUUCCAGAAAUAGCUGUUAAACCACGUAUAGAAUUUGCCACAGGCGAUUAAAGGAACUUGGCGAAACGGAUUUCUCAGUCUGAAGCCACAGGUUUAUUGGAAUAACACAUUUACGAACCGUUUGUCGUGCAGCCUACGUUGACAUUUGGGCACUGGGAUAUACUUCACACAAGAUCAGACUGAUUUUGCGGUUCAAUCAAGGACACGUUCUGUAAAAGAAAGUGCAAAAGUAGUGGCAGAAAGGGAUAUGUAUCCUAUAUCGGUCGCACAUGCUCCUGAUUGAAUUUCUAAAUUGAAACUGUUUAUUUGCCAAGCGCCAAAUUCAUCAUUUUGAAUAUCGCCUCGCGCAGUAUUGGCAAUGGCUAGACACGGAUGCUGGAAAUAUUGCAUCUGGAUUUGUGUCAUCAUAUGCAAGUUUACAUUACCAUUAGCCAAGUCCCUGGAUACCAUAAUUUGGAACUCACAAAAUCCCAAGUUCCAGAGUGGUAAAGGCCUGGUGAUCUAUCCUGAUAUUGGAGACAAGAUGGAUAUUAUCUGUCCCAAGGCAGAUGCCAGCCAGCUGUAUGAGUACUACAAGCUGUACCUGGUAAAGAAGGAACAGGUGGAAUCCUGCAGCACUGUCCUGGACCCAUACGUUCUGGUGACCUGCAAUAAGCCUGAGAAGGACAUCAAAUUCACCAUCAAGUUCCAGGAAUUCAGCCCCAACUACAUGGGCCUGGAGUUCAAGAAGAACAAAGACUACUACAUCACGUCCACGUCCAAUGGAUCUCUAGAAGGCCUGGAGAACAGGGAAGGAGGUGUCUGUAGGAGCCGUUCCAUGAAGGUUAUCAUGAAGGUCGGGCAGGAUCCCAACAUGGUGGCGCCAGACCCAGAACAGACUGAAUCCCCCAUGCCUGAACCUGAUGCCAGCUCCAAUCCUGCCAACCCCAACCUGGUCGGGCCUCUGCAACCUGGGAACACUGACACCAUCAACCAGGAGGGCAAGAACGGCAGCAUGGAUGGUAUCCUGGGCUCCAAGAUCACCGUGUUCUCGGCCAUCGGUGCCGGCUGCGUCGUCUUUCUCAUCCUCAUCAUCUUCCUGAUCAUCUUGCUGAUCAAAAUCCGCAAGCGCUCGCGAAAGCCCUCACAGCCGAGGCCAGCUGCCCUGUCCCUCAGCACCCUGGCCAGCCCCAAGAUGACGGGCAACGCCGGCUCUGAGCCCAGCGACAUCAUCAUCCCCUUACGGACAGAGAACAACUACUGCCCACAUUACGAGAAGGUUAGCGGGGACUAUGGCCACCCCGUCUAUAUCGUACAGGAGAUGCCACCACAAAGCCCAGCCAACAUCUACUACAAAGUGUGA